Cladocopium goreaui is the source of this 1163-nucleotide messenger RNA. NCBI's taxonomy places the organism in Eukaryota, Dinophyceae, Suessiales, Symbiodiniaceae. The record is from the annotation of a GenBank genome assembly.
GGUUGAUACCUUUGCAAAACUUCCCUUGUGCAGUAACUGAUGGCUGAAGAAGGCAGAGCCUUGCUGCGGAAUUUUCGCUUGCGACAGCAAUUGAAACUGCUUCCAAGGAGCCAACCCAUCGGCAUUGGCACCGCUGGCACUGCUGGCACCGUGUCGUUGAAACGUCUUGAGGAGCUCCUCAGUCACCGAGCCUUCGGCUACGAGAGCGAAAGCUUCGAAAGCUUCGAAGCUGCAAACGUUACGUUGAACGAUGCCCGGAAGACCACACUGCAAGGGCAGCUGCAGGAUCUGAAUGCCACGAAAGAGGCGGAAAUGCUGCAGUUUCAAGAGGUAGAGAUGGCAGCUCAGUCCUUGCAGCAAGAGAUGGCCAAAAUGGUGGAUGAACAUGAAGCCUUGACUCGGCAGCGAUAUGAACUCUGGGCACGACAAAAGGAGUUGGCAGAUGAAACUCUCAGGUUGCAGGCAGUACUGGCUGACCUGGACAGCGAUGCACAGGUGAAAAAUGAUCAGCCUGAAAGCGAGGGGAACAGGAGCCUAGCGAAAACUGCUGAGCGACUGAAGCUCCAUCAUCUUCAUUUGCAGCGCCUUUUGGAAGAGCAGAAACUUUUGCAGCAGCAGUUGGGAUCUGCUGAGCACAUGGCCCUGCAAAGAUAAAGAUUGAGCAACUUGUUUGUUGCAAAGAUUUCACGGGUCACUUAAUUCACUGUGCAUAAAUGUGCAUAAUAACACUGGCUGGAGAAAGAAAAGAAACUCAGAUAUGAUGGUGAUUUCUGACUUCUGCUCCGUCUGCGUCUCCUUUUUCAAGUCUUCAGAGACAACUGCCCUGUCACAUCCUGGCGGCCUUGACACGCUUUAAUCGACCUGAACAAGUGCCGGCGAUUUGAACAGCGGUGCCCUGCAACCAAAAAUGUUGAGACAAGACUGCCAAAGUGCACACGAGUUGCCUCUCAGGUGGUUUAUACACUGAAGUCACAUUACCUAUUCAACCAGAGGCAAAUUUACAAAUUAUGCUGAAUGCAAGAAGUUAAUUCGGUUCCAUCCUGACUCCCUUUGGGACUGCGAAAGAUCAUGAAAGAUCACUUUUCCAUUUGGUUGAAAUUUACACUCGCAACGACGGUUGAAUGUUAGGGAAGAUUACAAUCAGAUUAGAAGCAUUCUGCAGC